This is a messenger RNA of Silurus meridionalis, 2540 nucleotides long. It is a transcript of the gene cep57, whose product is annotated as centrosomal protein 57. NCBI's taxonomy places the organism in Eukaryota, Metazoa, Chordata, Actinopteri, Siluriformes, Siluridae. The record is from RefSeq and is a predicted model, not a curated record. Gene Ontology annotation, molecular function: identical protein binding; gamma-tubulin binding; microtubule binding. Gene Ontology annotation, cellular component: centrosome.
AUGAGCCAGAUGUUGGAUGGUGUGUCUUUAGCCUCCUACUUGGAGUAUCCUACUAUGAAGCCCUUCAUCAACACACACCAACACACACUUAACACACACCUUAACACACACCUUAACACACACCGGCCUGCAGAAACUGUUAAAGCUUUUCCUGAGAGCAGCAGUGCAGCGAUUCUCUCUGCACUGCAGAACCUCCAGGAGAAGAUCCACAGGUUGGAACUGGAGCGAGUGCGAGCAGAACAGAACUUGAGGAGGCUCUCGAGGGAGAAGUCUCACUCAGGGAGCAUUCCACAGAGAGAACCUCAGAAGAACAAGGACUCACACAGCCAGAGGAAACAGGGUGAGAUCCUGCUGUGCUCCGGAGCAGCUGAAGCUGGUCUGUUGGAGAAGCAUCUGGACUUAAAGCACAGAACAGUACGGAGCACAGAGUCUGAUCAAACAGCUGUUCUCAAAACCCAGGAGUUUGUGCGCAGCACUGAUGUGUGUGUGAAGUUGGAGAAGUUGGAGCAGGAGUACAGGAGACUGACACACACUCAGAACAAUGCCGAAGUUAAAAUCCGACAGCUGGAGCGUAAACUUCUAGAGGAGGAACAUCACCGGAAACUCAUACAGGAUAAAGCUGCUCAGUUGCAGACAGGUCUCGAGGCCAAUCGUAUUCUGAUUGAGUCAGUGUCGCCCCGCCCCCUCCGCUCUUCCAAGAGCACAAAGAAGAAACUUUUAUCCAAGAAACCUUUGCAGCAGAGACAUUCUUACAAACAGCCGCACUACAGACUGAGUCUGGGGGACGUACCGUUUGUGGCUGGAACAUCCACAGGGACGAGUCACUCUGUCCGUGCUAAUGUCCAGCACGUCCUCCACCUCCUGAAGCAGCACAACCCUCAGCUGUGUAACAAGCGUGUGCUGGGAUCCGCGGCCCUGAGCGAUGGGAAAGAGACUUCAGAGCAGCAAUCCCACAGUAGCUCUUCCUCCCAGUCCUCCUCCUCUUCCUGCAGUGAGGAGCUUUCAGAGCUUCUGCAGACCCUGCAGGAUGAGUUCGCACACAUCAGCUUCGAGCACAGAGAUCUGGGGAAGCAGGUCCAGGCGUGUCGGUCCGACAGACUCAGGCAGGAUUUAGAACGAGAGCUGGAGAACCUGGUGAAGAAGAUGGAGGAAAAAGGAGAACAGAUCGCUAAAGUGCGCCGACAUCAGGCUCAGGUAGAGAAGCUGAAGAAGGUGUCUCAUCAGCAUCAAGGUGACCUCAAGGUCAAAUCCAGACCAGGAGAGCGCAGUAAGGACAGUCUACGUCUGCUUAAAGACAUGCGCAAGCUGCAGACCUCACUGCGCUCAGACCAACUCCACUGGGAUUACUGAUGUUCUCACACACACACACACACACACACACACACACCAGCAAUAUCAGACCUGGAAGUGAUAAAAGUCAGAACUAUAUAACCACCAUCUUAAAGAAAAACAUAAAAAACAUUUAGAAGAAUUGACCAAAAGUAAAUGUUAAUUCAAUACACUGCUAAAUUAUUAUUAGAUGGUCAGAUGGUGGAGCAUAAUGAAGCUGUGAGACCUGAACAACCUCACGUUCAUGAUCUCAACUGCAACUGCGUUUACUGUGAAUUCUGCAGUUUAUUCUGUAUAUUAUCAGUGUAUGUAUCAGUAUGAAUUAUAUUGAGAGUUAAUCUGUACUGUGUGUGAGUGUGUGUGUGUGUGUGUGUGUGUGUGUGUGUGUGUGUGUGUGUGUGUGUGUGUGUGUGUGUGUGUGUGUGUGUGUGUGUGUGUGUGUGUGUGUGUGUGUGUGAGUGUGUGUGUGUGUGUGUGUGUGUGUGAGUGUGUGUGUGUGUGAGUGUGAGAGACUGAUGUUAGAGGCAACACUUAAAAACACGUGAAAGUGUUGCCUUGUUUACUUAAACGUCACCCUAGCAGGAGUGUUCUAAAGAGCAGAACAGGAUGAUGUUCAUUAUGAUUACAGUAACAGCAGUGGCACCAGCAUUGUGAUCAAACCCCCACACAGCGUUUCUGCACACACAUUAGUUACAUUCCAGACCCAGGGGUGCCAACAUUUAUGGUUUAGCCAUUGCAUUAAUCAUUUUACAGCUAAAACAGCAGCCAGAAACAAACACCUACAAUUUGUAGAGCAUGAAAUAUCAUGUGUUUGUUACUUUAACCUGUGAAUUUACACACACACACACACACACACACACACACACACACACACUAAAUUACAGUUUGUAAUAAAGCAGCUGUGUUGUGUUAGAUAAUGGAAUGGUGGCACCCCCGUGUACAGGAUCAGUAUAAACCCUGCUGUUGGAUCACUUUAUUCACGUCUCUGCAGGAUUUAACAUCUAAAACUGGCACUUCUAUAUUUUAAUUUCUGACAUAAAUUGAGGGCUGUCAGAAAUGAAAUAUGGAAUGAAUCGUGAUUAUUAUUAUUAUUAUUAUUGAAACAUUCCAUGACCCAAUUCUUGAGGUUGUACACGAUGUUUGUGUAUUUGGUUUUCUGCUGUUUGAGGUUUUAUUGUGUGCCUUGUUUUAAAUAAAGGAUUUAUUUUGUC